AGGGGGAGCUCCGCGAUGUCUGGAAAUCGUUACCCCGAGAUGCCUGCCGGCUCAUCAUUGGCUGCGACCAGGGCGGGCGGGACCUGUCACCAGGGCAACAGCAACAACAAGCCCGCUCCUGCGUUGGCAACCAGCGAGGGUGGGACCAUGGCCUGUCGGACCCUAGCUCUGCGCUCUGGCCCCCCGUGGUCACCCACCUCAGGAAGGGAUAUGCCUGGAUCCUGGCCCAACUGGCAUCUCACCAGCAGUGGCACUGCUCACCACAUUAUCCCACCUGUGGCCUUUCCCCCACCCACUGUACGGUCCACAGUCUUGGAGCCCCUGUCCCCCGCCGCCAGGCAGGCUUUGCACAUCUGGGAUUUCGACGAGGUCAUCAGCAGAUGGGAGACGACCUCCGGCUUGGCGCAGGUGCCCAAGACCUACGGUGGGCCCUACGCACAGCCCAGGGCCCCAGAGCCUGCAGACCCCAGGCGGACACUGGGGAUCAAGGAUUUAGAGGAAAAGCUCAGACACUGGCGACUCCCCCUGACCACAAAACCCCAGGACAGUGAGACGAAGGCGCAGUACAAGGGCUGGCCCACCCUGGACCAGAGCGCCAGCAUCUGCGAGCUCCCUGACCACCACCCUAGGAGCCCGGCCCAGGCUCUAGUUCCCCGGACGUUCAUGAUACCUGACCAGGGUGUCCUGGACCAACAUCAGCUCUAUUUGACCACUUCAGCCCGAGACUUCCGCUUCUACCCCAAGAAGGAGCUGUCUGGAUACCCGCGCCGGGACGUGCUGACCUACUGGAACUUCGAAGGGGCGCCUCGGGGCCGGGGAGCCGGCCUGCAGCGGCCGAAGCUGGUCCGCCUGCCCCGCGCGCUCCCGGCGACGCCGGCCGUGCCGCACCGCGGGUCCCUGUCCCUGGCUCAGGAGUCCUACAGGCUCCCAUCCCACCCGCUGCGCCGGCUGGACCGGUUUUGCCCGCUGGAGGCGCCCUGGGGCGGCCCCCACUGGAAGCCCCUGCCGGGCAUCUUCAGCGUGCCCAAAGCCUACAGCACCGAGUCCUCCCGCUACGGCAGCCUGAAGCCGGAGCUGGUCUGAGCGGCGCUGAGCACGGGUCACGCCCGCUAUGUCGGCAGGAACGGAGCACGCAGAAAGCCCGUCAAAGCUGUGGCGCAUCUGAAAAACGCCCUUUCAGGGGGCAGGGUGCAACCCCCAUUAAACCCAGGCCCCGCCCA
Molecule: messenger RNA, 1220 nt
Organism: Chinchilla lanigera (long-tailed chinchilla)
Lineage: Eukaryota; Metazoa; Chordata; Mammalia; Rodentia; Chinchillidae
Exons: 6
Coding region: 16-1083 (355 amino acids)
Source: RefSeq, a predicted model, not a curated record